CUCAUACAUGGCACAGCGCGUGCACCCGUUUAGCUGGGAGGAUAUGGGCAGAGUACAAGCGGAGCGUACGUCCGGCUCACACCAAAACAAAAGCCAACUUGAAAUCCAUCUCCUUGCCCUUCAUCACUACCUUUACUUUUCGAUUAACGAGCUACCGAGGUAG
Molecule: messenger RNA, 163 nt
Organism: Guyanagaster necrorhizus
Lineage: Eukaryota; Fungi; Basidiomycota; Agaricomycetes; Agaricales; Physalacriaceae
Exons: 2
Coding region: 8-163 (51 amino acids)
Source: RefSeq, a predicted model, not a curated record